This is a messenger RNA of Mangifera indica (mango), 971 nucleotides long. RefSeq names its product PRA1 family protein B1-like. Gene Ontology annotation, biological process: vesicle-mediated transport. Lineage: Eukaryota; Viridiplantae; Streptophyta; Magnoliopsida; Sapindales; Anacardiaceae. Gene Ontology annotation, cellular component: Golgi apparatus; endoplasmic reticulum. The record is from RefSeq and is a predicted model, not a curated record. Bases 183 to 806 code for a protein of 207 amino acids. The transcript has a single exon.
AUUUUAAAAAAAUCGUAACAACCCAAUUUAAUGGUGAUAACUAGCAUCGUGGUCUAAACUACCGAGGAGAUCUAAGAGUCAUUUUAGUACUAUUAGUAUCGCGGCAACUAAUCUCCCUUGAUCCGAAUAUCUAGCUCCACUGCCCUAAAAUCACGCGCCACCCUAACUUUUACGCGCCAGCGAUGGCCGCCCCACCGACACUCCCCCUCUCUAACUCUCAAGCCAACGCCCCGUCCCAACCAGCCAUCGCCACGCCAGCCUUCCGCGCAUUCGUCUCACGCCUGUCCUCGUCCAUCCGUCAAGGCUUCUCUCAACGCCGGCCAUGGUCCGAACUUGUAGACCGAACCGCCAUGGCGCGGCCCGAUUCCCUCUCCGAAGCCUACUCUCGGAUCCGGAAAAAUCUCUCCUACUUCAAAGUCAACUACGUAACCCUACUUGCGCUCGUACUCGCUUUCUCUCUCUUAUCGCAUCCUUUCUCUCUGCUCGUCCUUCUCUCCCUCUUAGGCGCAUGGAUGUUCUUCUACAUUUUUAGACCGUCGGAUCAGCCUCUUAUAAUCUUCGGGCGUACGUUCUCUGACCGCGAGACGCUUGGAGUGUUGGUUGUGUUGACGAUUGUCGUCGUGUUCCUGACGACCGUCGGAUCUCUGUUGAUCUCUGCGUUGAUGGUUGGAGCGGCGAUUGUGUGUGCUCAUGGUGCUUUUAGGGUCCCCGAGGAUCUGUUCUUGGACGACCAGGAGCCUGUUAACUCAGGAUUCCUAUCCUUCCUCGGCGAUGCCGCCGCCCCUGCCGCCGCCGGACGCGUUUGAAACUGUCGCUCGGGCGGAUCGCGACUUCAACAUGUAUGAUUAAUUCAUGAUUUUUUUUCUGGCAAGCAAUUGGGAUAGGAUUUUUGUAACAUUUGGAUAUUGUUGUUUUGAUUUGUAUGGAUUAAGUUUUGCUAUUGCAAUGGAAGAUGUUAAUUCUAAGGUAAA